Molecule: messenger RNA, 1257 nt
Organism: Dichotomopilus funicola
Lineage: Eukaryota; Fungi; Ascomycota; Sordariomycetes; Sordariales; Chaetomiaceae
Product: peptidase family S58-domain-containing protein
Exons: 1
Coding region: 1-1257 (418 amino acids)
Molecular function (GO): aminopeptidase activity
Source: RefSeq, a predicted model, not a curated record
AUGGCGACGACUACUCCCACUAUCGCGACCCACAGCGGGGAAAAGCGCCAACGAGUCCGCGACCUCCUUCCCAACCUCCACCUCGGCCGUUUCCAGCCCGGCCCUCUGAACUCACUCACCGACGUUCCCGGCGUUCUGGUCCACACCGAGUCGAUCCAUCGCCCGGCCACGGGAACCGCGGGCGAAGUGAACACGGGCGUGACCACCAUCCUUCCACGCAAAACCUUCCACCAUGACGGCUCCUACGCCGGCCUCUUCCGCUUCAACGGCGCCGGCGAGUUGACGGGCAGCCACUCGAUUGAGGAGACUGGGCUGUUGAACUCCCCCAUCAUCCUGACCAAUACCUUCGCCAUCGGGGCUGCUCACCAAGGGGUGUACGAGUAUGGCAUCCGUAAUUAUUCGGAUGAACGGGGCCGUGUCGACUGGUUCACUCUACCCGUCGUCGCUGAGACCUUCGACGGCUUUUUGAAUGAUAUCAGCCAAUUUGUCGUCACGCCCCAGCACAUCGUGCGCGGCAUCGAAAACGCUACUGCGGAAGCUGUGCCUGAGGGAAACACCGGCGGCGGAACAGGCAUGAUCUGUCACUGGUUCAAGGGGGGCACAGGCACGAGCAGCCGCGUGGUGCCUGGGUUCGACCGCUACGACGCCGAGGCCCGCAAGAACACGUCCUACACCGUCAGCGCGCUGGUUCAAGCCAACUACGGCCGGCCCGACGCCCUGCGUAUCGGCGGGGUACCCAUUGGUCGGUUACUUAAGGAAGAGGAUGAGAAAAUCAAGCAGGGUAAACCGGAAACGCAAGCAGAGACAGAAGCAACCGAACCAAUCACCCAUGACCCGGCCCUAGAAUCCGAAAAGAACCGUAAAGACGGCAGCAUCAUCGUAGUUAUCGCCACUGACGCGCCCUUGCACCCGCUCCAACUCCAACGCCUCGCCAAGCGCGCCACAUCGGGCCUGUCCCGGGUCGGCGGCGUCGGCCACAACUUGUCUGGCGACAUCUUCCUGGCCUUCUCCACGGCUAACUCCAUCCCUGUUCAAGAAUCGGAGUCAGUGGAUGUGUGGCGGCCCACGCCUGUGGAGGGUGUGAGGGUAUUGGAUGAUUUGACUAUCAACUCGCUGUUUGAGGCCGUGGCGGAUGCUACGGAGGAGGCGAUUUACAAUGCGCUGUGCAUGGCUGAGCGGAUGCAGGGGUUGGACGGACGGACGGUCGAAGCGUUGCCAUUGGGGAGGGUAAAGAAGGUUAUGGAGAAGUUUUUGUGA